CCCGGACAUUAUUUUGUUUUUAAAACCGUUUGUAAAUGACAGUGCCGGCUGAUUGAUCUUUAAACUACGAAAAACGACGGUUUAUUACAAAAUUUUUGUAAUAAUGAAUAAAGAAAAGUGGAACAAUGUUUUGAUCGAAUGGGUUAAUUGUUUGAAACUGUGCAAAAACAUACAAAAUAUUGAAAGCCUGCGAAAUGGGGAGUUUCUUGCCAAUCUUCAGAAAGUCAUUACUAAAUCCCGCAAUGCCCAAGUCGACACCCUCACCUUCAUCUUCGACCUCUUCAGCAAGCACUACCCCGCCUACUCGUUCGAAAACAAAACGGAAAUCCACCUUUCCGACCUGCCGGAGCGCGACCUCAAAGCCAUCACUUCCCUCCUCAUGCACUACACGUGCAUCUUCGACCGAAAAGACGUCCUCACCUCCCCCUUGUGCCACUCCCUCUCGCAAUCCACCCAGCUAAUAAUCCGCAACUUCCUCCAAAAAAUCACGAAAGACGUCAACAACGAAACCAUGGACAAGAUAAUCAAAAUCUGCAUCGACGAUGCUUCCGACCACUUGGCCAACAACCAGUGGCUAAACGUGGAGACGUCUUCGUUCUCGAACAGCCCCCUCCAGGACCUCUUGAAGACCCCCGUGUCGAAAAUGGGCCGCCUCCACGAGAAGGACAGACUCAUCGCGAAGCUGAAAACGGAACUGGACGCCGAGCGGUACGAUAAAACCGAGCUGCAAGAAGAGCUGAAGAAGCAGAUGGAUAGGAAUAAGAAACUCGAGACGCAGCUGGCGCAGAAGAGUAGCGAGGUUUCGAGGCUGCGCAGCGAAGUGGCGGCGCUGGAGAAUCGAACGCCGCCGCACUACCAGGAUAUGGACUCAAGGGAGCUGCAGAGGAGGCUGCGCGCCGAGAUACAGUGUCUGGAGCAGUAUGUUAAACAGGUGGAGGACGAGGAGGAGGAGAUUAGGAAAGAGAAGGAUUCGGCGAAGGAGUUGUUGAGGACGGUGGAGUCACAAGCGAGUAUGUGGGAGGAGAAGUUCUUCGAGGCGGAGCGCAACUUAGAAGGGUUGAAGGAGCACUCGAAGAAGCAGGAAGAGGAGUUGGGGGAGUUGCAAGCGCACUGUGCAGAGAUCACGGCGAUGUUGGAGGAGUACAGGGCGAAACCGGAGAACGACAGCUCGCUUUAUGAUACUUUCACGACUGGUGAUAACGCGAAGUUGAAUGAGACGCCUCCUGGGGAAGAUUUGGCUUGUGAGGUGGUUGAGGUGCAAUUGAGGGAGGCGCAGAAGCAGAUCGAGGAAUUGAGGGGGCAGCUGAAGCAAGUGGAGGAAGCGAGAAAAGCGUUGAAAGGGGUAAAAGAGGAAAUUGAGGAACGACUGCAGAAAAGCGAAGAGACGAAUGCGGGGUUAAUCAUCACAAUACGUGACACAGAAACCGACAAAACCGCCCUUCAGAAUCGGUUAUCAGAAGUCGAAAAUAACCUCGACGAAGCUAAACAAACAAUUCAACAAAAAUCAACCGAAAUCGAAACGCUGCUUGCCAAGCUGGAAGAAAAUUUGGAAAGUCUGCAGGCGUUGGACAGCGAUAAUAAAGAACUUCUGUCGAAAGUGUCCUCUCUUCAGUCGGACCACGAAAAAGUUCGCACCGAGUUAUUCGAAACAACAAACGAAUUGCAAACUCAGAGAAAUCAGUCGCGUGAUCUUGAAACCGAACGUGAUAAUUUUAAAGCUAUUUCCGAAAAACUGCAAUUCGAAAUCGCCGACGUUAUUCUCAGCAAUCAGACGCUCUGUUCGCAGUUGGAGAGUCUGACGACUGAGAAAAUAACGCUUCUGACGAAUCUCAGCCAAAUUGAAACUAACUUCCGAGUUGUGGAAGCAAACUUGUUUGAGUCGCAACGACGUUGUGGAGGUUUGACAAUUGAAUUAGACGGGCUCUACCGGCAAAACGACGACUUGAAGAACGAGUUGAAUAUGAAGAAAGAGCAGUUGACGAACACGGAAGACGAAAAAGUUGAUUUAACGCGACGAUUGGAACAGGCGGACACAGAAAUCGCGGUCUUGUCAAAAAGCAAUGUCGAGUUUAAGUCAGAAGUUAGCGAUUUGCAGAAUCAGUUGACUGAAACCCUCGACUGCGUUAAAACCAGUCAGAAACAUAGGAAACAGCUGGAAAAUGCGCAGUCGUUGCUUGAAAAACAAGUCAGCGACACUCAGUCGUCGUUAGAAACGUUGACAGCGGCGUUGGCGCAACUUCAAGUCGAGAAAAAGCAAACAGUGGAACUUCUUGAAGCAAAUAAAGCAAGUUUGGACGUGUUACAACAAGAAAAGUCGGCUUUGUCUUCGCAACUUCGUAACUUUGAAGAAAUCCAAAGCGAUUUGAUUAAAAAGAACGAAGCACUGAUUUCAGACAAUCGUAAUCUCCAAGAUCAACUUUCAAACAACGUUGACAGUUUAAAAAGCACUAAAGAAGAAGUGGAAGAUCUGAAACAAGGAAAGAAAUCUUUAGAGCUAAGACUAGAAGAAAACUUAAGUUUGUGCGAAACGCUUAAAAACAAUCUGGACGAGGUGACACUCCAAGAGCAAAAAACUAAAGCAAUGUUGGAAGAAGCAAAGACGAAAUUGCAAAAUUCUGAAGAGGCGCGUGUCAACUUUGAAGCACAGUUGUGUGAAAGUCAAAAGUCGGUGCAAAAAUUGACAAAAGAAUUAGAUGAAACGAAGACACAAAAAGAACGAAUCGUGAAACUACUAGACGAAAAUAAAUUGCAAGUGAGUCUAUUAAACGAAGAAAAGUUGACCCACGUUUCGCUGAUGCACGAUUCUGAACACAAAUGCGCAAUCUUGUCCAAAAAGAACGAAGAUUUGGAGGCACAUAAUGAAGAUCUGCGAGUACAACUCUCAGACACCAUCGCCACGUUGGACAGUACCAAAACUGAAGAAACAAAACUGAAAGAAUCUCAGUCAUUAUUGACACAACAGUUACGUGACGCUGAAACUUUGUCCGAUGGUUUGAAGAAAGAUCUGAGCGAAACGAAGAUCGAUAAUGAAAGAUUAAACGAAGAACUGAUCGUGGUUGAGUCAAAACUACGAACGUCAGAAGAAAUGGUCGUGAAUUAUGACUACCGAAAUCAAGAUCUUCAAAUGUCGGUCCAAAAUUUGAAAAAACAACUGACCGAUGUACAGGGAGAGCUCAAACUAAAUAAGGAAGAAGUCGAUAGGUUAAUACGUGGUAGAAAUAGUCUAGAAGUGGAUUUAAAUGAAGCACAGACCGUUUCAGACACCGUGCGAAACGAUCUUCACCAAAUCGAGCUCGAAAAACAACAACUCGUCGUGGAAUUGGCCGAAAGUAGGGAGAAUUUUAGAAAAAUAGACGAAGAAAAGUCAGUCGUGUUGGCGAAGCUGGAAGAAUCAGAAUCGAGGUGUCAAAGCUUGGAACAAGAAUUGAAAUCUAGAGUUGAAGACGUUCAGCUGAAAUUGAAGAACACCAACGAGGCUUUGCAGACAAACCAAAUGCAGGUGGAUAAAUUAACCGAUUCGGUGACCAAACUUGAAGAAAAAUUAAAAGACAGUAGAGGUGUCAGAAAUUCUUUGAAAAAAGAACUUGCGCAGGUACGACUCGAAAAUAAAACUCUGGAAGAACAGGUGAAAGAGUCGCGUCACAGUGUGUCUGUACUACAACAAGAAGGAGAAACGUCGCGGAAAAAGGUCGCCGAUUUGGAAAACGAAAAAGAAAAGAUGCUGCUAGAAGCGGAAAAUUUGGCCAAGGAUUUGCGUGAAGCGUCGCACAAUUUGGACACAAUGAAAAGUCGGUCGAAAAAACUGGAAAAAAAUAAAACUAAACUGGAAAAUCGUUUACAAGAGGCGCACGCUUUGUCGGAAAGCUUGAAACUCGAGAAAGUAGCGCUUCAAGCUCAAUGUAAAAAUAGUGACGAAUUGAAGAUCCAAAAAAACACAGUUGAGAAUCAGCUGGAAGAACUGAAGUUGUGUAACUACAAUCUCGAAACGCAGCUGAACACAGCUAACAAUACACUGGAAUGUCAUAAACGCGACUUAGAUCAACUACAAUCCGCGAAUCGCUCUUUGACUGAAGAUUUAGAACAAACUAAAGGCAAAAUUGUCAAAAUCGAGACCGAAAGAGCCGAUUUGUCCACAAAGUUGGGUGAAUCUGAAUCCAGAAACGAGACACUAAGGUCUAGAGUCACAGAUCUCGAACAAAAGUUAGUCGAUUUGUCUGCUUUAGUCGACGAAGCCGAACUCGACAAGCAAAAAACGAAUGAAGAUCUGAUGAACGCGAAGAACGAAAUCCAGAUUUUGAUCUCCAAAUUGCGUGAUUAUGAGCUGAAGUGUUUGACUAUGGAGCAGAAAAUGACUGAUCUUAUUAAUAAUUUGCUCGUCAGUACUGAAGAGAAUGAAGAAACGAGGAACCAGUUUCAAAACGAGAAACUAGUUCUGGUUACGAACGUUUCAGAGCUCGAAAAGAAAGUGGAGGUGUUGGAGACCAGGAUUCAAGAUCUGAAGAGUCAGAAUUCAGACUUGGAGAAAGUGAAGAUGGCUCAUGUUGAGAUGACGCUUCAGUGUGAUAAGAUUAAAGAAGUGGUUAAACAACUGGAGGAAGAAAAGGAGCAGAUGGGAGCGACGCUGGAAAAAGAUAAAGAAAGUUUAAUUUUGAAACUAACGGACUUGGAGGAGAAAAUACAAGACUUGACAAACCAAAACGACAACUUGACGUCUCAGAACAAUACUUUGCAAAACGAUUUAGAUAAAUUGGCAGCUGCAAAAGAAUCUUUGACUAGAGUUUUAAAAGAAAAGCAAGAAAUCAGUGACAAAUCUGAACAAUUACAAAAGAAAAACAACGACUUGGAGUCGCAAAAUACAACCCUGGAACAACAGCUUUCUGAAAUUAGAAAAAGGAAUGACGAAGUAGAACUUCAGUUACAUAAUUUAACCACUCUGUCAGACGAUCUAGCAACAGAAAAGAAGCAACUAGAAGCCAAGACGGACGACUACUCUAAGAAGAAUGAAGAACUUCAGAAUCAACUCUCUGCACUGGAAAGAAAUCACCAACAACUGAAAAACAGCAAAGAAAUUGUCGACAGACGACUAAACGAAGUUAGCGUUGUGUCUGAGACGUUGAAAGCAGAAUCUGAAGAUGUUCGUUUACAGUAUCAAAAAUCAAAAAUUGAGGUCGCUGAAACGAGAGAGAUUUUGGCACAACUUACUAAAGAACGAGACAACGUGACAGCGUCUCUCAAAGAGACAAACGAAAAAAAUGACAAACUUUGUCAAGACUUGCGACUAAUCAAAGAAAAACUUGCAGAUGUAGAAAAUCACGAAAACGAAACAAAACAAGCGCUUUCGAAAGCGAAAAACGAAGUCCAGAUGUUGAAUUCGAAGAACGACGAACUGCAAAAACGCUUGACUGACUCUGAAACGAAAAGUAAAGAGAAUCAAGAGUUCCUUGAGGGCGAAAUUAACAAGUUGACAUCGAUGACCUUCGGUUACAAGAGCGAACUGGAAGAUGCGAAGAAACGUGCGGAAAAAGCGGAACAAAAUUUGAAGAAUAAUAAACAAGAAAUGGUGGCGAUAAAUCAAAAAGUGGAAUAUCUAGUUGAUGAGAAGUCCAUGUUGGAUAAAAAGAUCGAAGUGGAGGAAAUUAUUUCGUCGGAACAAAGAGACAGAAUUAAAUGUUUGGAAGAAACGGUGCAGGAUUAUGAAAUCACCAUUUCUGGAUUAAAAAGUGUUGUUGAUUCGAAUUUGGAACGACUGGAGAGUUUGAAAGAGGAGUUAUCGCAACGAAACGAUCAACAAGAUGACGCCAGAAGAACAAUUCUUGAACUCUUGCAAGCUAAUAGUAUCACCGGAGGUGGAGACACCGAUUUUAAAACGUUCAUAUCCGACAACUUUAGUAAAAUAUUGAAAGCCAAAAGCGAGCAAGAAACUCGAGUGGAAGCGUUAGAACAACAAGUCAAAGAUUUGAAAACUAAGAACAUCGAAACUUCUUCGUUCACAGAAAUGAUCAAAAAACUACAAAUUCUGGUUGCAGACAAAGACGAAAUUUGUUCACUUGAGACGUUAAAAUCGUCCUUUGACAACAUCCACGCUAAAGUGAAUAAACUCCUAGAAGCGAAACGCGAACUUUCAGACAACUUACAACGAGUAGAGAGCGACAAAUUCGACUUGGAUAAGCAACUCGCAGCGCUCAAAAUCGAGAACGACGAAGCAAUUAAAACAAAAACCGAAUUGUACAACAGCUUAAAACAAGAGACAGAAAAAGUGGAAAUGUUGCGAAAAGAGCUCGAAAAUAAAUCGAAACCGGUUAAACCGGAAAAGGAAAACAUCCUCAGUGUGAGCACCAAGUCAAACAAAUCACGAGAAGACGAAUUGAAGAAAGAGAACAUGAUGUUGAAGAGGAAGGUAGUUUUGACGGAGAAUGCCAAAAACAAUUUGGAGAAGGUGUUGAAAGAGCUACGUGAAGAGAAGAAGAAGGCGGCUGCAUCGUCUCCAUCGAACGACGGUUUGUACAAGAAGCUCCUACAAGAGUACAUCGAGGUUAAAGAAGAAAACGAACGUGUGUUGAAAGAAAAAGACCGUCAAAUGGAAGACCUGAAGCGAGAGAAUGAGCAGCUAAGAAUGAAUAACGUCCCGAUUCGGAAUGAAAGCGACAAAAAAAUUGUCCAAGAUUUGCAAAGCAUCAGAGAGGCGUACGGAAAUUUAAUGAGUGUUAACUCGAAGAUGGAGCUCGAAAUGGUGACGCUGCGAAAGAUCAUUGAAGAACGAAACUCCGAAAUGGCCAACUUGGCGCAUAUUAAGGAAGCAUAUGAGAAGUUGUUGGAAGAGAACAACAAAGUCUUGACUGAAGUGGACACGGUUAAGUACAAGAGAAUGAGGGACAAAGAGGAAUUCGUGCGACUGCUGAAAAAGGAGCGUGAGGAACUAGGAAACCGCGAAAUGAAGAGAAUCCAGGAAAUUCGAACCGAAUACGAAGGGAAAUUGGAAAAAAUGAAAGAAAAAAUGUUGAAAUUGUACAGAGAAGAAGUGAACAAGAAAAUGAAGUCGGUGAAAGACGGUGAAAACGAAACUGCGAAAUUGCUUAAAACCGUAGCGAACUUGAAAUCCGAGUUGUUUGAAGCCGACCAGAAAAUCCAGUUUCUUGAAAUGGAGAAGGACAUAUUGAAAGCUAACAGAAGGAUAGAUAUGGAUGCCAGAACCAUCCAACUACAGUCAGUUUCGAGCAUUACAUCGAUCACGACGAACGAGGAACGAAGUGCGACUUUACCCAGACCGUCAGUCACUAAAGAAGUAACUAUUUCAAAAAGAACGUCUAUAGGGGGAAUGUCAACGAAUAUUGGCACCCAUGAUCUACAAAUGGAAGACGAAGAAGACCUGUUUAACGACAAAUACCUAACUGACUUGAAGGAAGGUAGAUGCGCUUUACCAACAGGCCGCGAUUCGGUUUGUCGUUUCUCGGAACUGGCGUACCGCAACUCUAUGGUGCCCCCUCACUUGAAGUCGUCGUAUCCGGCGGAAACUCAGUUCAUCAGUCCUACGCGUUUCAAGGACGAAGACAUAAAAUCUGGAAAUCUGGAAUUUGAGGACAGUUUGGUUAAAUUAUUACCUGGGGAGAAACCACGGAAGAAGGAUUUCGGUACGACGUCGUACAAAAAACCGGGCCCUCCAACCCCCAGUAAAAACGGCGGAAGGCUGUCUUUGCAGGGCAACGAAGUACAUCCGAUGAGAGAACACUGUGAGGCGAAAACGCCCAAAAAAUCCACACCCAGUAGAAUCAAAGCGUUGUUCACGGGACGGAAUAGUAGCGCUCGGGAUGAGAGUCAGAGUAGUGUCACACCUAGUCGAGGCAGACGUCUCAGCAUUUUCAGAAGGCCGCGGUGAUUGUUUUAAUUUGCAAUGUAAUAAAGUACACAUGUUAUGUUAUUGUUUGACAAUAAACGGUUUUAUGUAGA
Molecule: messenger RNA, 7944 nt
Organism: Zophobas morio
Lineage: Eukaryota; Metazoa; Arthropoda; Insecta; Coleoptera; Tenebrionidae
Product: centromere protein F-like
Exons: 7
Coding region: 104-7873 (2589 amino acids)
Source: RefSeq, a predicted model, not a curated record